Messenger RNA from Sphaerodactylus townsendi, 4954 nucleotides. RefSeq names its product serine peptidase inhibitor, Kunitz type 1 (gene SPINT1). Gene Ontology annotation, molecular function: serine-type endopeptidase inhibitor activity; protein binding. The transcript has 10 exons. NCBI's taxonomy places the organism in Eukaryota, Metazoa, Chordata, Lepidosauria, Squamata, Sphaerodactylidae. The coding region runs from base 620 to 2152 and encodes 510 amino acids. The record is from RefSeq and is a predicted model, not a curated record.
UUCCGGCCGUAAGCAAGGAAGGAGUUAAAGGUAGAGCCGCUCCAGCGGAAGAGAGACACCCUAUGGGACUGCUGGGCAGUUUAUGAGUCAGUUUCACCUGAAACUCUAUAAGUAGAGGUCGGAAAAGAAAAUUGGGAAGUCGAAGGUCAUUCCUCUGGAGGGGGAAACCCAACUCAAAGCUUAAGGGGCUGAGGGAAGAUCCUCAAGUGGCAGCAUCGCAAGUUCCCACCCACCUGAAUUCUACGGGAAGAAGAUCGAGGCGAGCGCUGCGUAACAAAGAGAGGCGUCCCAUGAGUUCUACCUGGAACUGACCUGGGAAACGGAGCCAAGAGUUUCGGGAAAGUCGCUCUUUGGUGUGUGUGUUCCACAGAUAAUUUUUUUUACUGCACCACUAGAGGAAAUUCUUUCAGGAAAGACUGAUUUGAGCAAGUGCUACUUCUUGAGGUUGCCUCUACUGGCUUUGAAGGGACUUGCGUGUUUCCCUCCUUAGGUCUUGGACUUGGCGACAACAACUAGAAUAAAUAAACCAGGACACCUGCGCGCGCAGGUAUAACUUGACUGAGGGGUGGGUAGGUGGGGGUCCGCUCUUGGGAGGAGAAAGGACUCGCCGUGUGCCAAGAUGGCCAGAAGUAGAAACCAGCUGCGAGUGUUGGUGAGCUUUCUAGCGACGGUGGUUGCUUUGGGUCUGAGCGAGGGGCAGGCGGGAUCUUCCUUCGGAGAGAGGUGCUUGGCCCGGUUUACAGCUGCGAAGCCGGAGUUUGUCCUGGACGUGGACGCCUCCGUGCAGAACGGAGCGACUUUCUUGUCUUCUCCUCCUCUGGAAGGGAACAGGGACUGUAUGAGAGCUUGCUGUAAGAAUCCGGCGUGUAACUUGGCCCUGGUGGAGCAGGCCCAGGGAGAGGAAGAAGACAGCAUCCAAAGCUGCUUUCUCAUGAACUGCCUCUACGACCAGACCUUUGUCUGCAAGUUUGCCAAGAAGGACGGCUUCCUCACUUACAUCGAGAGGGAUAUGUAUGAGGCCUAUAUGGCUAUCCUGGAACAAGGCAAUGGUGGAGAUCGACCCCCAGUAGCCCGUGCUCGGGCAGAUGUGAAAGUGCAGCCUGGUGAGCAAGUGACAUUGAGGGGUGCAGAAAGUUUUGAUGACCAUGGAAUUGUGCAUUAUGAGUGGACAUUUCUUGGUGGUGAUCCUUCCGUGAUGAUAGAGAAAGACAGUGAUCACGCAGUGCUCACCAACUUGAAGGAAGGGACAUAUAUCUUCCAAUUGACAGUGACUGAUACAGCUGAGCAGCAGGACUCAACCGAUGUCACGGUCACUGUGCUGAAUGCAGAACAGACCACAGAACACUGCUUGGCUCCUGCCAAGGUGGGGAAGUGUCGAGGUUCCUUCCCGCGUUGGUACUAUAAUCCAACUACAAUGCAGUGUGAGACCUUCACCUUUGGGGGCUGCAAGCCCAAUAAGAACAAUUACUUAUGGGAAGAGGAAUGUAAACUUGCCUGCAGGAAUGUGGCAGGUGCUGUUGAAGAACGGCAAGAACCAGUGUGCAGUGAAGAGUGCCCGCCCUACUAUUUCAAAUGCAGAGAUGGAUGUUGUAUUGAUAGUUUCCUGGAAUGUGAUGACACCCGUGAUUGCUUAGAUGGGUCAGAUGAAGAGUCUUGUGAGUCAUAUGUUCAAGCAUUCAAUAAAUUACAGAAGAUCAAUGUUACAGCAAGCCAAGGUCACUGUUUGGAUUUGCCAGACACUGGGUUGUGCCAAGAGAGCAUAUCCCGCUGGUACUACAACCCAUUCACUGAGAAAUGUGAUCGUUUCACCUAUGGAGGCUGUGAUGGCAAUAAGAAUAACUUUGAAAAGGAAGAAGACUGUAUAAAAUCCUGCAAAGGCGUCACAAAGGCCGAUGUGAUUGGCCAAAGAUGGAAUAGAUUUGAGACUCAGCGGGAGCAUUUAAGCUCCUUUGAAGUGGGCAUUGCUGUGCUCCUUGGUGUCUGCAUUAUGGUUGUGUCGGCAGUCCUGGGCUACAUCUUGCUCAAGAACAGAAAGACGUAUCGCCGGCGACGCCAGCCAGCUACUGCUGCCAACUCCACACUCUCUUCAGUUCUCUCCACCACUGAGGACACCGAGCACUUGGUUUACAACAGUACUACAAAGCCUAUUUGAUCCCACCCGCCCUCAAGAGCUGUCGUCCUCUUCUAGGGGAUGGGACAGUUUUUAUUCACUGCUGAUGUUCUUGAAACCAAGGCCUACAGCUGAAGGAUUUCCCAUCCUUCUUUCUCUUAGACUGUUGAUCAGCUCCAGCGAUUUUACCACCCUUAGUAGGUCUGAAUAAAUCCAGCCCCAGAGGAGAGGAGGAAUUAUGAGGAGACUAGUUUUCUCAGUUCUUUCUCCUGGUGAUACGUUGAUGCCUCUAUUUGUUGCUGUUCCACUUGAUUGCCUGAGGAAUUAGGGAGUCCAUUUGAAAUAAAUGGACUUGUACUAAUUUAAACCACGGUUUGAUUUGGUGUGGAAUUAAUCCUCCCAAAAAGCUGCUGUACUCUACAUUAAUCUCUCUACCACCACCCCCCCCGCCCCUCAGGCCUUUCCCCUUCUUUCAACUGAGUAGCAUUAAUGCCUUAAAAGUUACCUGGUUUCUCUGGGAUCCUGUGGCAUAGGGAUGCACAUAAAAGUCUUUCAACAGAUUCAAGAUGGAAAUAGAAGGUUAUAGAGUAGAACUGACAUAAUCUUCCAGUAGCUUUAGAUUUCAAAUCUGUUGUAACCUAUGGUGGGAUUGAACACACCCAGGGCUGGCUUAAGGUUGGGGAAAGCAACCGGUGUCUGUGGCCUCCUGUGACUGGGGGUGGGGAGGGCCCACCAAUACCCUGACUCUAAAAAGAAGGCAGCCCCAUUGGUGCUGCAAGUACUGCUGGAGCUCCCCUUUGCCCAGGUCGGGAAGAUAAUGCUCCUUGGCUCCUCCCACACCACAGUCUUCUACCAGUUGUGAUGCUGCAGUUGGGUGGUUCGUGUUCUAUGGUGGUUCUGGGAGCCACGAUGACUAUACACCAUGAAGGAAUGCCCACAGUCUGGUUUUUUAUAAUGAAUUCUAAUGCAUCUAGAGGGUGUACGGAAGUGACUGAGAACUAGGCCUGUAUUUUCUCCUUCUGCUUCUACCUCUAAAGUUGCCAUUUCUACUUUUAAUGUUAAAGAACUAGUUUUUCACUGUUUUGUCUGUCUGUAUUUAUUUUUAGAACUAAAAUAUGUGUUGAAACAUAUGCCUGGAUUUCUAGCUUGCUUUUAGCAUACAAAGUGAUUCUCUUUCUCCUGUCAGAUAUAGGAAUUUCAAAUGUACUUUGCUGAAGCUGGCACCAAUGCUGGUUCCUUGUGGUCAACAAGAGUUCCGGAAGAGAAGGAACCUCAUGAGAGCUGGAAAUUUUGUGUUUUUAGAGGGCCGUAAAAAGAGAGAGUACUAUGAAGGGGAACUAGCAGCUUCCCCUUUCUCAAAUGGGCAGAGAUGACCCAGGGAAACAUGGGCACAACUCAGACAGUUAUGUGGGUCAUAAAAAACCAUGACUGGAUCCAAGUGGGUUGUUCAUUGUUGCCCCACUAGUUGUGAGAAGAAUAAUGUGCCACUUUUCAGCUGAAAAUAAGAUGUUCUGAUUUCUCCAGUCCUCUUGCUAUGUCUCGGACCAGAGACCACAGUAGAAACCCCCAAGGUAAUGGUGGGGGUGCGUCCGAACACUGCCAUUGUCUCCUUGGUUGGAGAUAGUAUUCUGAACCCUUAUUAGAGGCAGGGGGAAACUCCCUGCAGCAUCCCAGAGCCUUACAGGGAUUGGGGGGUGGGGAGGGAAAGGGUCAGAACAUAAUGUGCCAAUAUCUCCCUUCCCCAGUCUCAUGAAAGGGGGGCUCCGCUGGACCACAUGUUGAACACACUGCUUUUGGGCUCCCCAUUUCCUUUCUUCCUCCCAGCUUCAGGUGUCAAUUCAUAAAAUAUAUAAAGUUGUACCUGAUAUUCACGUUUUAAUGAAGUUACUGAUCAAAAUAGUCCUUUUGCUUCUUCAUGUUGUUGUUUGGACACUGCAUUUUUCCCAUUUAACUUCUAGGAUCUGACAACUUACUCCUUAUCCUGCGUCUAUGACCACCAACUAGAAGCUGCUUUGGACAAAUGCCAUGUGAUUAAUGGCUCCAGGCUAGUCUUGUGAAUCACUCACAUUACAUGGUGAAUUUCAUGUGCCCACCAGAUUUCCUAAUGGUGAUAUCUGUGGGAUGCCUGUAACUGGAAUAGGAACAUGUGGCACCUGCUCAGGUUUCAGUUGGUGGCUGUAAUUAGUAGGUUAGCCUCAGUUUGCUUCCAUACUAACUGACUGGCCAGUUAAUGCUACUGAAUCCAAAAACAUAGCCAUGGAAUAAAUUUGUGAAUCAAAGCUGAUAAUGGCAUGUUUUCAUUUGAGGGCACCUGUUAGGAACUUGUGUCUUGAAAAUGUGAUAUAAUUUCAUUCCAUAUACUGAAUAUGAAUGCAACCCAAUCUGGUAGUUUGGAAAUAAGGCCCCUGACCCCUCCCCAAUGAAAUUGAGCAAUAGCGGAAGGUAUUUUUGCUUUACCCUUUGUAUGCUGUGUAUAUAUAAAGACUUAAGGUUUUUUAAUGUGUUUGGUUGUAAACCUAUGUUGCCAGAGAACGAGCAGACCUAUUGAGGAGCAUACUGGAAAUAUCAUGCUUCAAGUGUUUUCCCUACUGGGGCACCUUUCUCAAGUGUGGGACUACCCAAGCACGCUGCUCAGAGAAUGGAAAAGGAGGUUGGGAAGAUGGCCUGGGCUCACAGUUGUGCCUUUGAAAACAAGAUUGGGACAGGAGAAUGGUAGUUGGCAGGUUAAUGAUAUACCUGCUCCAUCCUCUUCCCUGAAAAUGUUCAUUGGUUUCUGAGCCCUUAUACUUGUAGAUCGCUCUCCUGCUGUAAAUGUAGAUUUUAAUUAAAAUACUUUGUUUGUAA